AUGGCAGAGGAAAAUCAACUUGCUGCCUUCGAGGAGAACACACCACCAACGCCGGUUCAUUCUCAACAGCCCACGAUGCACGUGCCGCCGCUACUGACCCCUGCAGGCGUACCACUGGCAUAUCAGGGAGCUCCUUCGACUCAUCUCCCGCCACCUGCGUCUUCGGCCACACCCCCGACAUAUUCAGGAGCGCCUCUCCCGCAAGCCCCACCACCGAUAGUGCAGGCGUCAUCUGCAUCAGAUGAUCGUGUGCGCAUUGCACUGCUCGAGAGCACAAUCAAUCAACUAGCCGCAAACAUGGCCACCAAUAUGGCUGAGCUUAUGGCCCUACUUAGAGGCCCAAACUGUGCUUCAUCGAGCUCCACCCCGCCUCCAGGGUAUGAGCCAGUGGUCGAUCCGAACCCAUGGGCCCCGUCGACCUUUGUUCCCGAGAGUAGAGAUGAGCCCACCCCGACGACAGUGAACACACCUGCGGCCUAUCCGGUUAACAAUCUCUCGGCACUGCCCACUUUCUCGCACUCGUCUAACGUCACGGCUGUCGCUCUUUUCCCAUAA
This is a messenger RNA of Punica granatum (pomegranate), 555 nucleotides long. Lineage: Eukaryota; Viridiplantae; Streptophyta; Magnoliopsida; Myrtales; Lythraceae. The record is from RefSeq and is a predicted model, not a curated record.